This is a messenger RNA of Meyerozyma guilliermondii ATCC 6260, 1824 nucleotides long. RefSeq lists its product as uncharacterized. The transcript has a single exon. NCBI's taxonomy places the organism in Eukaryota, Fungi, Ascomycota, Pichiomycetes, Serinales, Debaryomycetaceae. Gene Ontology annotation, cellular component: extracellular matrix. The coding region runs from base 1 to 1824 and encodes 607 amino acids. Gene Ontology annotation, molecular function: protein binding. The record is from RefSeq and is a predicted model, not a curated record.
AUGGAGGUCCAGUUUCUUCACCAAUAUCUACCGCAGCUCCCAGAACAGUUGAUUGGCGAGAUAAUACAAUAUUUGGACUCGGACCAUAUUCAAUUCCUUUUGAAAGUUGCCAAUCUUCGUCAAACGAUUAUUAAUGAGGUUUAUGCUCGCGAAGUUCAUUUCGUCUUGUCUCCCACCAGACGACCUCAUCCUUGCAGUUCCCGUUCUGACCUUAUAGAUUUCACCACAUUUGCCGAUGCUGAUGACUUUUUGUUGGAAAACCCCGAUAUAAAUCCUCGUACCGUGGCUGUAAUUACCCAUGGAGAUUUUUCAUCAUUGCGAUCUCUUUUUGAAAAACAUGCUGAGCGGUUUGAAAAACAUAUCCAGCGUGUAGAGGUGCUAAUAGAAAGCUACAACUUGACUUCUGAAGAGUUGGACUUUGUUCUUUCCAUUCCUCACUUAACAAAGUUGCAGGUUGGUGGCAUAACCUUGGGUCUGUGCGGAGACUCAUUGGCACAAAAUCUCCAAAAAUGUAUAUCUCUAGACCAAUUGGUUAUUUUGGGGCACCAGAUCAGGGAUUGGUCUCGUGUUGUGUUUCCUUUGUCCGUGACAGUCUUAGACAUUUCAUGGAACCCAAAUACUGAUAUCAGUACUAUGACAUUUCCUCCCCACAUUAGAGACUUAUUCUUAAAUCGAUCAGGAAUCGAUGACAAUUUGUUAGUGUCGAUGAAGUUUCCCAAGUCUCUCAAAACCCUUCAAUUGACUCAUAACAAGUUGAAAGAAUUGAGUGUGUCUCAUUUACCACCUAGCUUGGAAACUUUGGACCUUUCCAGUAACACCAUUAGCAACAUAGUUGGGUCGUGGCCGCCCUAUUUGAAAACAAUCUUACUCCAUGGCAACGCUUUGAACGAUAAAUCAUUUGAUUCUAUGGCUUCUUGGCCUCAGAAUCUUCAAAGAUUAAGGCUAGACGUUAACCAAAUCCACUUUUUGAGUUCCUUAAAGUCACUUCCCGCCGACUUGCAUUACCUCGAUCUUUCACAAAACCACUUUACUCGACUCGAGGUUGCAAAUUCUGCGCCUUACCCAUACUUUGUCUUUCCUAGGAACUUGAAAACAUUGUUUUUGACUGGAAAUGACAGGUUCAAGUACACCAAUCUGGUCAACCGCAUCGAAUUUCCGUCUACUCUUACCAAGCUCAAUAUGGACGGAUGUAAUAUAAGUAGCUUGGAGCACUUCAAAUUUCCGGAAAACUUGACAAGUCUUUCAAUCUCGGGAAAUCGCAUAGACAAUAUUUGUACAUAUAACGGAAAUGGGGUAGAUUGGACCCAGCUUAAUCAUCUCCUGAAAUUGGAAUUGGUCUACAAUCGCAUAAAAACACUUCAAGAAUGGGUGCCACCAAAAAACUUGCAAUCGCUCAAUUUGAGUGAAAACAAUUUAACAGAACUCAAUUCAGUUAAAACCCCAUUGUUUCAGGGCUUAGACGUUUCUUUAACAUCACUAGUUUUGGAUGAGAAUUACAUUUCCCGUAUUGGUGACGUCAAGUUUCCUCGUUCACUCCAAACCAUUUCCCUUGAAAACAAUCUACUCACAGGACUGCUAAACUUGACACCCUUCUCAGGUAUAAGAGAGGUGUUUCUUAAGGGAAAUACUAUAACAGGAAUACUUUGCGACCGACUUCCAGGCACUGCUAAAAUUACCACACUUGAUCUAACACAAAAUGAGAUUUUACGAACCUCCAAGGACAAAGAGAAGGUCAACGAGUUUUUUGAGACGCUUGAAAAGUGUUUUGGAAAAGCGGUAGUACGGCGAAAGUUCAACCUCAAUAGCGUACAUACAUUCCAAUAG